ACGCCCUACCUGCGCCGCAAUUCGCGGCCACGGUUGUCAAUCACCGUAUCCUGGCUGGUAAUUACCCGCCGGCCCCUGGUGAUUUCCAAAGAUCUCCGAUGGGGAGGAAGACUGUUUUGUUUACUAACAGUUCUCCUUCCUGUCAGCUUGGGUACACUGCUCUGGAUAGCUAGCAGUGUGAUUUCAGUGAAGCACACUGAUACAGCCCCCUAGUAAAACACUCCCUGCACACAGUUAACCCUUUGAUCACCACUCAUGUUAACCCCUACCUGCCCAGUGCCAUUAGUACAGUGUCAGUGCUUUUUUCUUAGCACUGAUCACUGUAUUGGCGUCACUAGGGGUGGCAGUGACACCAAGUCAGUUCCCUCCAGUGUCAGAAUGUCCACCGUAGUCCCGCUAUAAGUCGCUG
This is a messenger RNA of Staurois parvus, 409 nucleotides long. The record is from the annotation of a GenBank genome assembly. Lineage: Eukaryota; Metazoa; Chordata; Amphibia; Anura; Ranidae.